CACUACUUGGGUCUGGCAGCACCUUGAUGGAAUGCGUUUACAACGUUUACAAAUAUUUGUUCCUGUUGUCAAAACUGUGCAUUAAGUUAAAUAUUAUUUUUCAUAAUCAUCACAAUUUUUUCAUUAUCUGUUAAAAUGCCGAGUCAAAAGAAAAAACUGAAGAAAAAUAAGAUGGAAGACACCGUCACCUUACCUGUACAAAUAAAGACGGAGCCAGUGGAGACGAAGCCUUUAAGUGCAUAUAUAGAGGACCGCGUCGAGUUGAUUCGCCAGGCAUUUAUGUGCCUCAAACCUAAGGAAAUCCAAUGCCUGGUUCCAGAUUUUUUGCAAGGGAAAUCGAUUGAAUACAUUCAGGAACAAUGCCUUGAUGAGGUGCUCGGAAUAUCUACCAAACGCUUGCAUUCUAUCAUAAACUGCACUAGAUGUCCAACAGACACGGAGUCAUCCUCUGAUGAGGAUGUCCAGGGAAUGAAUGAACAUAUAUCGCUCGAUGAAAUUUCAUCUGAUUCCGAUGUUGACACGAAGCAGCUUUUGAACGCGAAGAAUAGUAAUUCAAUGGGAACGAAAAAAAAGAGACGAAAAAAUAUGGAGUCUAACACGGAUGACAAAAUCGAGAAAAACGGUAACAAGAAACAUGAAAAGGAGAUGACCGUUUUGGAAUUGCUCGAGUUACAAGCUCGGGCGCGUGCAAUACGCUCACAAUUAGCAUUGGAACCCGUCACGAAGAUCGAGUUGGAUUCCGACCAGGAAGCAGGAAAUGGAUCCGACACCAAUGAUAUCCGACCAUCUAAAUCCAGUGAAAUGAAGGAAAACUCAAAUGCUGCCGAUUGUUACAACUCAGAAAACUCGCGCCAAUCUCCGGCAAAAAAGCAGCCGAAACGAAUAUUGUUAAAAAGAAACUUCCGCAUUCGUCAGGUUGGUGAUGACGACGGAACAGAAGAAACUGCACAGAAACCAAUACACACAGCUUCGGAAGAUGUGACUAAACGGUCUAGAAGCAAGUCGGAGGAAAAGGCAGAUGAACCACAACACGAUCCUGUGGUUAAUCGCGAAGGAAGCCAGGAAAGAGAUAGUUCACCUGAAGUAAUCCCAGUCAUUCCAAGUCCCGAAACUUUGUGUAUUUCCUCGGAUUCGGAAGAGGAGAAAUUGCAAAGGAAAAAAUCCGAUAUAUUUGUCGAUAAUAUAGCUGAACUAGACAGACUAAGUGCACAACCAGAACUGCCUGAUCAAGCGAAUCAAGGGCCCGAGAGCGAGGAACCGGAAGAAGGCGAAAUUUCCGAUGAGGAAAAAUCAAUAAAAGAUUGUUCAGUGGAUGAACAAAAGGAAAGCGCCACAGCAGAUACCAUUUCAGUUGCUAUCGUAGAACACGAACACGAUGAAGAGCUUGAUUAUGAGGUGAAAGAAAUAUCCGACUCGGACAAGGAAAAAAGUGAUCACAGUAAGGAUCAAACACAAAUAGAAUCCGAGAAAAACGACGACAGAGAUAGGACCAUCUCUACUUCCGAUUCGAGUAACAGCAGUGAUAGUGAAGCUGAAAGUGUCAGUAGUGUGAAUGAUCGAGAUGUCGAUAAAACAAAAUCUUCCCAUGAGGAAGAGGAGUGCUUAGAUAUUGUAGAAAUCCACGACUCAAGCGAUGAAACCUUGCUGGAUCAGACCAUGGCAGAAGACGACCGGGAAAAAUCCUGGAAUUCCCGAUGGCUUGAGAGCAAUCGGGUCGCUAAAGUCAUGGCUACAUCCCGACUCGGCAAUAAAGUACGUGAUAAAUUGAAAAAAGAUAAAAAGAAGAAACAAGAAAAAGAGCAGGAGAUAAAGGUCGAAGAACCAUCAACGGCACCUGUUGUAGAAUCGCCGCCAACGAUAUCUACUGCUGAGGUUGGUUCGGUCGAGCAUUACAAUGAAUUGAUAGCAAAAUCUGUUGAACAACAAACUGGAACGGGUGAAGAAAAUGUCCAGGAGAAGGAACUAAAUGAACUAACAAACAAUCACAAACUAGAUUUGCGGCCAGCGGAAGUAACGUCCCUCCGAAUGCUAUUCCGGUAGGAGAAUGUGAGGACGGAGAGCCACUGUUCGUCGGUCGUGUAUCGCACGAGAGAACUCAAACGGUCCGUGAAGUCAUAUUAUUACAAUUAGCUAUUAAACACACAGAACGAAUCGUCAUUCGGUACAAGUCACCACUGCAGCCUUAAAACAUUUGAAAAAUUACACACCAAAAACAAGAAUCUUGUGGGAAGCGAAGAUCCUAUUUACCGUACGUUUUGGAUGAUAAGUUUUAUUCGGGAUA
Molecule: messenger RNA, 2281 nt
Organism: Toxorhynchites rutilus septentrionalis
Lineage: Eukaryota; Metazoa; Arthropoda; Insecta; Diptera; Culicidae
Product: dentin sialophosphoprotein
Exons: 5
Coding region: 136-2040 (634 amino acids)
Source: RefSeq, a predicted model, not a curated record